Messenger RNA from Aspergillus nidulans FGSC A4, 1362 nucleotides. RefSeq lists its product as uncharacterized. Gene Ontology annotation, molecular function: oxidoreductase activity. The coding region runs from base 1 to 1362 and encodes 453 amino acids. The record is from RefSeq and is a predicted model, not a curated record. The transcript has 3 exons. Lineage: Eukaryota; Fungi; Ascomycota; Eurotiomycetes; Eurotiales; Aspergillaceae.
AUGGACAAACGCAUUUCUCAAGUCCUGGCUGGACUCAGGCAGCUGCCAAUUCGCGCUCUACUCCUAGAUUUCUGGAGGGACCCGAGAAGGCGCCUGGAAUUGUCGGCUGUCACUCUCGCCGCGUAUCUACUCCUUCAACGGUCAUUGCGAUACCGACGGCUAAAGCGCCUGCAAAAGGUAUACCGAAAGUAUACAACACGCGAGGAGAUGGCCUCAAUGACGGACCACGAUGCCUGGAAGAUCCAGAAAGAGAUGCUGGUGAUGGAGUUUCCGUCGGCCUCGCUGAAAGCGCUGCAAUUUGCUUUGUUCAGGACCUACGGCAUCCCAACAAUAUCCAGCCUCCUGCUCAAAACAUCCCAGUUCUCCAACCCGGCUACCUCCUUUAAGCGCUACGCUGACACGGGUGCCCUGAUCGGCCAGUUUAUGGCCUUUGAGCCGUCGUCCGAACGGGCGCAAACGGCCAUUGCUCGCACCAAGUUCCUACAUGUCGGGUACCGGAAUAGCGGGAAGAUCCUCGAAUCUGACAUGCUCUACACACUCAGCCUGUUUGCGCUUGAGCCGAUCCGCUUUAUUGAUAUGUUUGAGUGGCGGUCGCUCAGCGAACUUGAACAGUGCGCCAUCGGCACUUACUGGAAGAGUCUCGGCGAUGCGCUGGGGAUCAGCUUCGCAGAUCUACCGUCAGGACCGCACGCGUUCCGGGACGGUUUCCAUUUUCUGGAGGAACUGCGCGCAUGGAGUCUCAAGUAUGAGGAGGAAUACAUGAAGCCGAGUUCAUCAAAUCAAGAAGUUGCAGAUAAAACGAUGGACGUGCUUGUUUAUGCGUUGCCGCGAUUCUUGAAACCAAUGGGAGUAAAGUUUGCGACAUGCAUGAUGGAUGAUAGGUUGCGAGAGGCGAUGAUGUACCAAUCGCCUUCUGCUGCGUACAAGAAGGUAUUCUCCUCGUUGGUCGCCAUCCGCAAGUUCUACCUACGCUAUAUAGCUCUACCCAGACUCAAUUUCCAGCGAAUUGACAUUUUCACCGACGAGCCGAACGAGUACGGGCGCUACUAUGUUAAUAUCUAUGAAGCUAUCCCAUACUAUGUGAAGCCGACAAUCUGGAACCGCUGGGGCCCUGGAGCAUGGGUUCGCUGGGCGAUGGGCAUGCCGCUCCCAGGCGAUGAUGACGACAAAUACUAUCCCCACGGCUUUGACCUCGAAGAUCUAGGCCCCAAAUACUUUGAGGGCAAAGGGCGUAGAUCCGUGGCUGAGAUACGGGAACUGUUGAAGAAAAAGCGACGAGGGCAGGCGCCCUUUGUCCCUGAUCUUCCAAGCGUCGAGGAUGCGAAGUAUGAAGUCGUUGACCCGGACUCGCCUGUCGCAUAG